AUGCCUUCCUCGCUCGCGGUUUGCGUGGCAGAGUGGUGCCUUUGGUCAGUGGCCGUGGCGUCUUUCGCCUUGCGUGUCCUUGUCCGCAUGCGCAUGAGAACCGAACGACUUCUUCUGGCAGACUUGUGGCUCUUCAUGGGCCUCGUGAGCUCGACCGCGGUCAUAAUAUGCGACACGAUAACGUUUGCGUGGGGAUAUUUGGAGCCUAUAGAGCCGGGCACCAGCUACCCAGAGACCAUUCUCAAGCUUCAAUAUGCGACGAGCUACCUCUUCGACACGGGCCUCUACUUCACCAAGUUUUCCAUCUUGGCCUUUUACUGGGUCCUCGUCGACCGCACGAGCUUGGGGAUGCGCCGCACCUUGUACGCCCUCGUGUUCUUCGCCGGAGCUUGCCUGAUCGCGACCAUCUUUGCCGACACUUUCUGGUGUGGACGGAACCCGGCCGUUAACUGGGUCUACGAUGGGGUGGAUGAAUGUACCGUGUUCUUGUCCGUCGACGCCAUAACGCUGAAUUGGUCUUUGCAGUUCGUCACCGAGCUUUUCAUCUUCCUAUUCCCUUUUCCAGUAAUAUGGAAACUUCAGAUCAACCAUCGCGCUCGCGUCGCCGUCUACGCCCUCUUGGGCCUGGGUGUCAUAACCAUAAUGACCACCGUCGGACGGCUAGUCGCCUACAACCAGAUACUGAAGAGUGACUCCGACGACUACAGGCCACUUUAUAUAUGGGCAAUGGGCGAAUACGCCACCGCCAUCGUGGUGGUAUCCCUAGCGGGCUGCCGACCGAUACUGGGCAAGAUCCCCAGCAUUUUGGCGGCCUUUAAGCGCACCAUUCUGCACAAGACGAGCUCGACCGCCACCGACCGCACGCAGACGGGCAGCCGUUCGGGAGCGGGGUUGUCUGAACAGCAAAACCAACAAAACACGACAGAGAACGCGGCGGCGCCGACUACAGGGUCGAGGGUGAGCGGCGCAGGCUGGCGCUUGAGUGCGCAGCAGCAGCAGCAGCAGCAAGGCGCGGGAGGGGUUAGCGUCGGCGGUGGAAGCACGCGGCUUAGCGGCGUGCCGAGGCACUGGAUCGAUUUGCUGGAUACGGCAACACUGUUUGGGGAUGAUGAUGAUGAUGAUGAUGAUGAUGAUGAUGAUGAUGAUGAUGAUGAUGAGCCGAGCGGCGGCGGAGGCGGGGCGAGCAGAAAAAAUAGCAGGAAUCAGGUGUCCAAGGACGAGGAGUGGGCUGCCUUGGCUCAAGACGGUGGUUCGGAUGGGAACCCUGGACCAUCAGAGUCGGAGCCGACACCCGGAAAGGAAGUGGCGGAUGGUCAUGACCAGGCCGAGGAUGACCCCAGACCGAUGACGGGCGUUUCGGAAGGAUGUUGCAAGACUGCGCCGAGUGAUGACAAAGAAGAUAUCCGAUGA
Messenger RNA from Pyricularia grisea, 1410 nucleotides. RefSeq lists its product as uncharacterized. The record is from RefSeq and is a predicted model, not a curated record. The transcript has 5 exons. The coding region runs from base 1 to 1410 and encodes 469 amino acids. Lineage: Eukaryota; Fungi; Ascomycota; Sordariomycetes; Magnaporthales; Pyriculariaceae.